AUGAGGUGAUGAAAUACACCUGUAGAUUACACGCUUCUCCACAUCCUCGUGGUGCACCAUAGUUUCUCUAACUAUUACAGUGCACCUUCUUCCCUAUUGGUUAGUAAGGAGAGCCGUUAGUCACGUCAUACGACACCCCCCCCCACACACACACACAGUCGCCAUAUUUGGUAGAAGCGUCUUUUUGUCGUCGUUUAAAACCGACAUAAUCAGUAAAAUGCGGGUAACGGGACGGUUCUGUAUGUUGUGUAUUAUAAAGCGGACACGGACACCUUUAGGGGAUGAAAGUGUAAUAAAGAAGAAGGAAAAUAAACUGUGCGGUUUGAUUCAGGAAGACACCGGAGGAUAAUCUGUCUUCGAGAUGUCAGUCAUGUCACAAAACAUCACCAAAUUUUGUGAUGAAAUUAAAUUUGAUAAUAAAUUCAACUACACAUCAGGUCUCUCAUACAGCUCUGACUGUGAGCCGACAUGGUACGCACAGAAUAAGACGGCCAUCGGUGCUGAAAUGUCAUUGGUUCUGGAUGUCUGCCUGAUGUGGGUUCGGCUGCUUAUAAGGUGCCUCGGGUCACAAAACAAGGACGAGUACAUCUUCCAAGUUACAAACCGCACCACAUCUAGAGGUGUAACAGAACCUACCAAAACAGAUGAUCAUAGAUACAACUAUAUGUGGCUGCUCGUUCUUCUGGUUCUUCUGGUUCCUCUGAUUGUGUAUUUGGUUCGGCGCAAAAGAAAACAAGAUUACAGCCUGAAACCUGAUGUUGAAAAUGGUGUGAAAGAGGAGGUUCAGGAACUGAACGGUCACCCCGAUGGCAGCCCGAAACAUGAUGACGGUAAUAAAGACGAUCCGAACGGUUAUGCUGAGAUGAUCCUAAUGAACUACAUCAAACCACAGAAUGAAGUGGAAGAUGAAGCUCCAAACAGUCAUGCAGUCGUGAACGGACAUGUGCUCAUGGCACAUGGAUAGAUAUGUGAGGAUUAGGUAGAGAAAUGUUGUUGACCUUUUUCAUACAAAAUCAAAAAACAAGCUUUAAGACAUUCCUUCUGUAUGUGUCUGUAUAACAUGAUACUCAGUUAAACACCCAAACUAGAUGGACAAAUACUGUACGCUCACUAGAGAGUACAGGCAGCAUUAAACAUUCAAAAAAAUACCCCAAUAAUGUGAGUAGUUCUAUGUGCCACAAAGCACACAUUUUAAACAAAUUGCAAUAAAUCUAUUUAUUAUGUAUUACAGAUUGUAGAGUUUAUUAUUCCACCAGCUGGUGCUUUUGCACAAACAAAAAACCAAAAGCAGUAAAAAAGAAACUGAACCUGUUACAGAGCUGCCUGAUGUAUUUAUAUGUUUAAAAAUUUGUGUAUUUGUAUUUUACCAUAUUGAAUGUAAUUACUGUUUGAUAAUUAUUCAUAUUUUAACGGAGUGAAAGGCAGUAUUUUAUUUUUUCCAUAAGUGCCUGGUGGUUUCUGUGAAAUUAUGCAUUAAUGUGCUAUAUUUCUAUGCAACCAGAUGAUCAUGGCUAGUUUGCCUUGUUCAUGAUCUCCUGGACAAAUUCACUGUAUUCCAUAAACUGUGUUUCUGUGACCAAGUUUUCACUCCAUUUUUGUUUCUCCUGAAUGUAGCUUUCAGUUUAUAUGUUUAUAUGUAUUUGUGUGUAUGUGGGUGUGCUUUACUAAUACUGUUAGUGCAUUCAAUAUAUCAUUAAUCAAAUCACUGCAGCAUUCAAACCUUUGCACUUCAUGUAAAUAAAAAAAAUCCAUGUUUUAUAAUGUAUUUAUUUAUUUUCACAUAUAUCAAUAAAAGUAAAUAAAGCAAA
Tachysurus fulvidraco (yellow catfish) is the source of this 1808-nucleotide messenger RNA. RefSeq lists its product as uncharacterized. The record is from RefSeq and is a predicted model, not a curated record. The transcript is spliced from 9 exons. Lineage: Eukaryota; Metazoa; Chordata; Actinopteri; Siluriformes; Bagridae. Bases 362 to 964 code for a protein of 200 amino acids.